AGAACACACGCAUUUUAGUGAAAACAGACAACAAGAAAGAAAAACAGAUUUCUUUUAUUUUUUGAAUUCAUAGAAAAUGGAAAACAGUUACAAGAUGAGAGUGAUGGCUGUAACAAUUGGUACCUUGGCGGCACUCUCGAUCUUCAUAACCGUACGGUACCGGAGACGAAGGCGGAGCCAAAAGUGCCCUUCCAAUUCGUGUUAUUUACAAGGAGACCACUGCCAGAACCAGAAGAAGCCACAGCACGCAUUUAAGCGAGUCUUGGCCGAUAAUUCAUACUCUCCUUUCAAGCACUUGAAGAAGCUUCACGACUCUCCCAACGAGAAUGAUUUGAAUUCGCAUCCAUAUGAGGCGGAGGUUACAGCCUUGUUGGACAAUCCGGGACUUGAAUUCAGCUUCAUAAAUGAAUAUACCGAUUUGAAAAUGAGUGAGACGUAUACCUGGGUUGAGACUGAGACGCAGUUGAAGGAGCUCGUGGAUGUUCUGAGCAAAGAGAGGGUUUUUUCUGUGGAUACUGAGCAGCAUAGUUUACGAUCUUUUCUAGGUUUUACGGCUUUGAUACAGAUUUCUACUCAGAAGGAAGAUUAUUUGGUGGACACAAUUGCUCUUCAUGAUGCAAUGAGCAUUAUUCGCCCAGUUUUUGCAGAUCCUAGUAUUUGUAAGGUGUUCCAUGGGUCUGAUAAUGACAUUCUCUGGCUACAAAGAGACUUCCAUAUAUACGUUGUAAAUUUAUUUGAUACAGCAAAGGCAUGUGAGCUGUUGUCAAAACCACAGAAAUCACUGGCAUACUUACUUGAAACUUAUUGUGGAGUGACGACAAACAAAUUGUUACAGCGUGAAGACUGGAGACAACGACCCCUAUUAAAUGAAAUGGUGCAAUAUGCUCGAAUAGAUGCACACUAUCUAUUGUACAUUGCGAAUUGCUUAAUUGCUGAACUCAAACAACAGGAAAAUGAAAUCUCCUGUCCCGAUGACAAAUUCCAUUUUGUUCUCGAGGCUAGUCGGCGUUCCAAUAUGACUUGUUUGCAACUCUACACAAAAGACGUUGAAGGUUUUCCUGGAGAGUCUGCUGCAUCAUCAUUAUCUUCCCGUCAUUUGAAUGGUCAAGGAGGUGUUUCAUCAAAUUUUGAAGCCAAGUUUCCAGAUCUUGUGAGGCGAUUGUGUGCUUGGAGAGAUUUAAUGGCUCGUUUGCAUGAUGAGAGCUUAAGAUACGUAUUAUCAGAUCAGGCUAUUGUUGCUCUUGCAGACAGAGCUCCAAUGACAACAACAGAAGUAUGUAACACCAUAAAUCAAGCUGAUCUGAAUGUGGAUUUGAGUUUCCAUUCUUUCCUCCCAUCUCCAUCCCCUGUUGUUUGCAGUCAUUUGGAUGAUGUCUGUUCUCUGCUCCAGGACAAGAUAGGCAACCUUAAUGAUAUUUUCCCAAUGAUUAUCCAAAAGUGCCUGGGUCCAAGUGGGAGUUGUCCCAUUUCUAUUUAUAAUUAUGCUUUAUUGAUUAACUGUAAUCUGAAAUUGGAAUUUGUAUCCAAACAAAAUGGGGUAAAAAGUUCAAAGCAAGUUGCUAAAAAGGCUUCUCGAGAUCUAUUUGUUCAAAAAUUCUCCUGCAAAUCUCCAGUUUAUCAUAAUUGCAGAAUUUAUGCAAAUGAUGGGCGACUGCUUUGUUACUGUGAUCAAAGGAAGCUUGAAUGGUAUCUUCGUAGAGAUUUGGCAAAAAUUGUGGAUGAUAAUCCGCCUGCCAUUAUGCUUCUCUUUGAACCCAAAGGCCGUCCAGAAGAUGAAGACAAUGAUUUUUAUAUCCAGAGUAAGAAAAAUAUAUGUGUUGGCUGUGGUGAAGGAAGUCACUACUUACGCUACCGAAUAAUUCCCUCAUGCUACAGAAUGCACUUUCCUGAGCACAUGAAAAGCCACCGUUCUCAUGAUAUUGUCUUAGUUUGUGUGGACUGUCAUGAAGUUGCCCAUGCUUCUGCUGAGAAGUACAAAAAGCAAAUUGCUGCAGAAUUUGGAAUUCCCCUUUUUGUUCGUAAAGUUGUUGAUUUAAAACAAGUGCAAGUUAUGUCUGGGUCAUCUGAGUCAGAAACAAACCUUGAGGAGGGAGGUGUAUCUCCUUUACAAUUGCGGACAGCUGCUAUGGCACUUCUGCGCCAUGGACCAAGAAUGCCAUCCAAGCGCCGUGAUGAGCUGACACAGAUUGUCAUGAGUUAUUAUGGAGGGAGGGAGAUAUCUGAGGUAGAUUUGGAAAAGGCUUUGCUAGUUGGCAUGAGUCCUCAUGAGAGAAGACGACUUGAGAAGAAGAAAGGAUUGUCUUUCAAGCCUUCUGCUGUGAGCAUACUUCCAAAUGUGGAGCAAGAGAAUAAUAAUGGUAGCGCAGAGACAUCUGGCAUUGUGGAGACAUCAGAAGUUAGUACCCUAGAUGAUUCUCAAAGCACUAAAGCAGAAGCACGUAGUAGAAAAGAAGAUAGAGAAACAGGUGCUGAUGUAGGUGACUCCUCUGUUUGUGCUGAUUCAGGGAUUAAAGAAGAAGUCAGUUCUACUUUUAAAGAGAACGUAAAGCCUGAUAAAAAUGGAGUUUCUGAUAUAAAUGGUGUCCUUUUGAUAAAUUCUAAUGAUGAUUGUGAGAGUAGAAGUCCAUCAAACAGAAUAGUUGACUUAUAUCAUACAGAAUAUGAUGGAACUGCCCAACCUAAGCAUCACCCAAAAUUAUCACUAUUAGGACAUGGUCCACAUGGGAAACAAGUUGUAGAUCAUCUCCUAAAGGAAUAUGGUGAGGAUGGUAUUCGGCAAUUCAGUCAAAGGUGGAGACAAGUAUUUGUCGAGGCUGUUCAUCCUCGUUUCUUACCUGCUGGCUGGGAUGUAAUGCACAGAGAGACUUCAAAUUAUGUUGAGGAACUGAAUUUGUCAUUUUGUCUCAAGGAUUUGAUUGUGGGCAAUGUUUUUGCCAGUGGUAGAAGGGACUUUGGUGAAUAUAGUGUAUACAAUCCUGCCAAGAAAACUUCUGCUCCUGUUCAGAGUUAGUUCCAACAUCUAGGAUGCUGCGACAUCAUGCAUGGACUUAAUAAGGUUGGAUGGCGUUGAAUGUGGCGCAAUGGUACAUCAAGAUCCAAUUGGUCGUAAACCCCCUUGUUGGCAUAUACACUUCUGUUUUGUGCCUUAUUUAUUUAUUUAUUCCAGUUCUUUUCUUAUGUAAGAUCUUAGAGCUUCCAUGUUCAAACUUUUGACAUUUUCAAUUUGUUAAU
This is a messenger RNA of Quercus lobata, 3231 nucleotides long. RefSeq names its product Polynucleotidyl transferase, ribonuclease H fold protein with HRDC domain-containing protein. Bases 77 to 3010 code for a protein of 977 amino acids. The transcript is spliced from 12 exons. Gene Ontology annotation, molecular function: 3'-5'-RNA exonuclease activity; single-stranded RNA binding; nucleotide binding. The record is from RefSeq and is a predicted model, not a curated record. Lineage: Eukaryota; Viridiplantae; Streptophyta; Magnoliopsida; Fagales; Fagaceae. Gene Ontology annotation, cellular component: nucleolus; nuclear exosome (RNase complex). Gene Ontology annotation, biological process: TRAMP-dependent tRNA surveillance pathway; nuclear polyadenylation-dependent CUT catabolic process; poly(A)-dependent snoRNA 3'-end processing.